GGGGCAGAAUGCUAGUGUUUGAACCCAACCUCAUCCUCUAGAGCCUGUGCUGUUUACCUUAGUGCUCUAGGCCGGUGGGUCUCACACUUGAUUGUGCAUCAGAAUCACCUGGAGGGCUUGUGAAAACACAGAUCUCGGCGCCCCACUCUCAGAGUUCCCGAGUCAGUAGGUGAUAUUGAUGCUGCUGGUCCACGGACCACACUUUGAGACCCGCUGCUCCAGGCUGCUGAUCACUUUCUCUGUUGAAAUUGUCUCUUUACUUGUCUCUCUUUCCAGCUACAGUGGGAGUUCCUAGGGCAGGAGCUGGCUUUUUCCUUGUUUUUAACGUCUGUGUUCCCAGCAUCUAGCAAAGUAGCCCUGACAGGUGGUGGGCCCUCAGUAAAUGUUUAUGUGAAUGCGUGAGUGAGGAAGUGGUUCUGGCCUCUUCCUUAAGUAUAUCUUCUGCCCAAAUGAAAUUUCUGCGUAUUUCAAGAAUUCUCAGGUUUUAUCAGUCACACACCUGAUUGGCAUGCAGGGACGUAUACGCAAAGGUUUUCUAAGGUUCAUUGUUGAUUGCACGAUUUUAAAAUACUUUGAAGCCAAAAGUCACAUCUAUUCUAUUUGGCUCAUUGUUCUUUCCUGAGUGGAACGCUCACUGCCUAGUUCAAUACCAUCAUUGUAUGGAAAGAGGCUCUUUGGCCUUGUAGCAGAUUUGAAAGUUUCUUUCCUAAAAUAGCACCUUCCUUGAUGUAAAAUGCCUCCAUCAUAAAUGUGACGGCUUCCAGGAAUUGUGGUACGCUGACUCUCCAGUAGCAAAGCUGAAAAUGCUGGCAUGACGUGGAGUAGCUGAGGAGGAGAUGGGGUUCCUUACCUCAGCCGGCUCAGCUCCACGUCGCCUAAAACCAGGCAUCAAGUGGGAAAGAAGACAUUUCUGACGGCUUGAGAACUUUGUUUCCACCAGUUAAAUUUUGGCUUAUUUAUCUUUUUAUAUGUUACUUUUCUUUUGAAAUAGAAACUUCUAAUAGCUUGUAUUAUAAUAGGCGAUCUAUGAUGCUGUUCAAGACCUGGAUAAGAAGUUUGAUGUCAUUAAUGGAAAGGUUUCAAAAAUCCGGCGUUUUCGUGUGAAACCAUUAUGGCAAAGUCGCAAAUUUGGCUAUUCAUACAAAAUUUGUAAUUACCUGCUUUGUAGAAAGAUCAGAUUGAAGAAAAUGAAGAAGAAGGAGGCUCCUUCUCCGUUCUCUUACCCUGAAAGUUAUAGCCCGACUAUACCAGUAAAAAGGCCGGAAAUUGAUUAUGAUAGCAACCCUAUAGGAUCACCUUACCAGUCACAGGAGUCCCCGGGACAGGUGUUGGAGUCAUUCCCCGAGGACCUGGAGCAGAGCCUCAGCCAAAAUCUGUCGCCUGCCUCCAUCUUCUCUUCACAUUCAUAUCCGUCAUGUUUUGCGCCCACUGAGCCAAUGCAGGACACCCCCUCCAUGCCCUGCUUUGCCAGCCCAGAAGCACACAGCACCAGGAGUAUCAUCUCAUCUGCCCAAGCUUCCUCACCAGGAUCUGCAGCCCUGCUGGGCCAAGACGAACCCAGUCCAGCACAUGACCCUGAGAUGGUGGCUUACCCAAGUUUACUGGAAAAUAACAGCUUUGGCCUUACUGCCUCAUCUCUCUGCAUGCCGCCUGGCAUGGCUCCAGGUUCAUCAGUUAGAACUGACCCGGGUAUGCUAAGACAAAGCUUCGCUGAUGACCCUUCAACUUGGUCCGUGGAGGAAGUGAUCCUGUUUCUGAAAUAUAUGGAUCCUCAGAUAUCAGACCACCUCGCCGACCUCUUCAGGCAGCAUGACAUUGAUGGGAAAGCUCUGCUACUUCUCCGGAGUGACAUGAUGAUAAAGUACAUGGGGCUGAAGCUGGGGACAACUGUGAAGUUGUGCCACUACAUCGAAAGGCUUAAAGAGAAGAUUGCUUUAACAAUUGACAAAUCGUUUGUGCCGGUUUAGGUUGGACUUAAUUCUCGGGAGAGCAAUGCCAUCUUAGUGUAAAAUCAUUUUUCUACCCUUAGAAGUUUGUGUUGUUUAGAAGGUUCCUCUAAAAAUAGGUUAUAUCUAGAAUGGCAGAGCUGCAUUACAGUCCGGUCUACUUCUGUAGAAACCAUUUAACGUGUUAGUAUUAGCAUAUUGAAAUUGUCAGUUUGUUCUUUAUAACUUUCUCUUAUUUUCAUUGUAUUGUGUACAAAUAUAUUUAAUUCAGGAAACAGAAACAGCUUUGAUUUCCGUUAAAACAGCUAAAUCCCAAUGAGAAAAUAUCAGGGAUUGACAAGUUCUCUAAUGAAAUCCAUGAAAAGUUUUCCUUAGAAGAGAAUUUAAAGAUGCAACUAUAGAUAUCAUCUCUUUCUCAAAUAUUUUAUGUCUGUUACUGCAAUGUUCAUGUUUUACCAGUUUCCCAAAAGGGAAUAGCCAUAUGAAUUCUUUUCCUGUCUGUCAUUAUUUCUCUGUGUGUUGUGCUUGUUCCCUUUUAGAGAAAAACAACCUUGUAAACUUUCAUGAAGUGUUCUUACCAGUUUUUUGAUCAUUAGAAGAUAGAUAGCAUGGUCAUUUUAUGCAGGAGAUAUUGUAUUUCAGUGUGGUUUUGAUGGAGUCUGACUAUGCUCUUUUCAACGAAAUAACUUUUUUAAAGUUUAAAACUUCCAUAGUAUUAAAACGUCCAUAUUUUGCUGAAGCUGGGACAUUUAACUAGGCAUUCAUUGCUCACAUCUCUCUUCGAAGAUGCCUGUGUCCAAAUUUUUAAAAGAUAUAUAUUUUAUUGUCUGUGUUUAUUCCUCAUUUGGAUCCUGUUUCAUAUUUGCAUUUUAUUCUAUGUCUGAAGUAUACACACAAGUAAAUCUGUUCUUUUUGAGUUUAAAAUGGCACUUUGCACUUCCACAGAGGUAAAGAUUAACUCUGUGUAUAGUGAGAUGUUUUUAUUCUGUAAAAAACAUGCACAUCAUUUGCCAUCACUGGUACCUCUCAGGUCACUCUUCAGGGUUUCCAUACAGGGAAGUUCUCUGUCUUGUGCAAUUGUUCUAGUUAAUUUGCUUUCUGAGCCAUUUAUCCUACUAAACUUUGGAAGCUAUGUUAGUUCUGAUUUGUCAUUUUGGACUUUAUUUUAAAAAUUAGAACUUACAAGUGAAACAUGUUCACUGUUGUUUAUUACAUCAUUAUACUGUAUCGCAUUUGGUGUAAUGUUUGUAAGCUAUGAGAAUUGGUGCUAACUGUAUUAGCCAUUUGUUAUAAAUGCUGAUAAAGUAUUCGCUGGGGGCAAGAAUGUACUCUUUUUUUUUUUGGAGAACCAAGUGUACUUUAUAAACAAAUGCAACUAUUUACUGGGCAUAUAUGAUUUAAAGAGUAGUUUCAUUUAUGUUAUUCCUUUUGUGUUGUAUGGCAAGAUUCUAAUUGAAACUUUGUCUUCUCUCAGAUUGUUUGUGUGAAGAUGCUCUGCCCAGUUGAACAAUCCUCAGGUGUUUGUGUGACUACUACAGUUUUAUAGUUCUCAGAUUUUAAAAUAUAAUAAAGUUGAAUGCAAC
This is a messenger RNA of Equus quagga, 3529 nucleotides long. RefSeq names its product Scm polycomb group protein like 1 (gene SCML1). The transcript is spliced from 4 exons. Bases 1188 to 1967 code for a protein of 259 amino acids. Gene Ontology annotation, molecular function: protein binding. The record is from RefSeq and is a predicted model, not a curated record. Lineage: Eukaryota; Metazoa; Chordata; Mammalia; Perissodactyla; Equidae.